AUGCCAGAAGAAGCGAUGUUUCGCUCUGCGGAAAUGUCAAUGAUUCAGUUCUACAUUCCUGCCGAGAUCGGCCGAGAAACUCUUUAUUCUCUUGGUUCCUUGGGUCUUGUCGAGUUUAGAGACUUGAAUAGUAAGGUCAACGAGUUUCAAAGGUCCUUUGUUGGCGAGAUACGUCGCAUGGACAACGUUGAAAGAGAGUACAGAAUUCUUAAAAAUGCCAUGGAUCGUAGAAGUAUUGAGAUGACAGAAAGCUUCACUGGGAAGAAUGAGAUAUCGCAUGCCAACAUUAUGUCUACAUCCCAGUUGGACGAGGCUUGCUCCAAUGCUCAAUUGUUGGAAGACCGAAUUACUGAGCUAUCAACAGCCUCCGAAGGUCUACUUAAGAGGCAAAUGGACUUGAAACAGUAUCAGCAAGUACUCAAUUCUACGGAUAGCUAUUUUGAUCGCUCGUAUACUUCUGACCUCAUCAACUUGAAUGAUGCCAACAACAAUGACAUCUCCGCUGAAGAUGGCGACGUUAGUCGUAUCGGUAACUUCAUCACAGGUGUUAUCACAAGAAUUAAAGUGCCUAUUCUUGAAAAAAUCUUGUGGCGUGUUCUUAGAGGUAAUUUAUUUAUGAAGACCACUGAGAUUCCAGAGAAGAUGUUCGAUCCUAAAUCAAAGGAAUUUGUCGAUAAGGAUUGCUUUGUUAUUUUCUCUCAUGGUGAGCUGAUUAUGUCUAGAAUUUCGAAGAUUUGCGAGUCCUUGGAUGCGGAUCUCUAUUUUGUUGACCCAGAUCAUAAGAACCGUCAGAACCAGAAAGUUGUCGUCAACCAGAAGCUAACUGACGUUACCACAGUGUUGGAAAAUACUGACCGAACCUUGGAAACCGAGCUACGCGUUGUUGCUCCGGAGCUCGAUGCUUGGUGGACGGCUAUCAAACUCGAAAAGUCCGUCUACGAAAUCAUGAACAGGUGCUACUACGAUAUGAGUAGGAAGUGCUUGAUUGGAGAAGGUUGGGUUCCUAAAGACGACUUGCCACGUAUUCAGGCUUCUCUUGAUGAGAUGUCCACCAGGUUCUCAAGGAUCUCUAAUAGUGCGAGUGGUGGUAAUUCUGAUGACUCUAUUCCUAUUAUUAUGAACACGAUAGAGACGACUAGAACUCCCCCUACCUAUUUUAAGACCAACAAAUUUACCCAGGCCUUUCAGGCGAUGUGUGACUCGUAUGGUACUGCUACUUACCGUGAAGUCAACCCUGGUCUUCCCACAAUUGCCACUUUCCCCUUCAUAUUUGCUAUUAUGUUUGGUGAUAUGGGUCAUGGCUUUCUUAUGUUCCUAGCUGCUCUUAUGCUUGUUAUAUACGAAGAUCCUAUAUCCAAAAUGAAGAGGGAUGAGAUCUUCGAUAUGGCCUACUAUGGUAGAUAUAUAGUGCUACUCAUGGGAGCUUUUUCCAUGUACACUGGUUUUGUGUACAAUGAUGUGUACUCGCUAUCCAUGUCUUUGUUUACCUCGGGUUGGAAGUGGCCUCUUGAAUGGAAAGAAGGUGACCUUAUCACUUCCCAUCAGACUGGAGUCUAUGCAAUUGGGUUGGAUCCUAUGUGGCACGGUGCAGAAAAUGCUUUACUUUUUGCCAAUUCAUACAAAAUGAAGCUCUCCGUUCUUAUUGGUUUCAUCCACAUGUCCUAUUCGUACAUGUUUUCACUUGUCAACGCACUUUACUUUCACAGGCCCGUCGAGAUUAUCGGUAACUUCAUUCCCGGUUUCAUAUUUUUGCAUGCUAUAUUUGGCUACUUAUCUAUCUGUAUUGUUUACAAGUGGUGCGUUGAUUGGGUAGCUAUUGGUAAGCCCGCUCCAAGUUUGUUGAACAUGCUCAUCAACAUGUUUUUAUCUCCCGGCGUUAUUGACAAUCAGCUAUAUCCAGGACAAGCCACCGUGCAGGUGAUCCUUCUUUUGUUGGCGCUCAUCUGUGUUCCUUGCAUGCUUUUGAUUAAACCGUUGUGGUUCAGGCACACGCAUAGUGAGAAGUAUAUCAGCUUGCCAAAUGGCCAGGGUGACGAUCAUAGUGAAGGCACAAACUCCAACAAUCUCUUGUCCAACUUGCAUCUUGACGACUCAGAGCCCGUGGAAGAGCAGGCUUUCGGCGACAUUAUGAUCAACCAGGUGAUUCAUACCAUCGAAUUCUGUCUUAACUCUGUCUCACAUACAGCAUCUUAUUUACGUUUGUGGGCCUUAUCUUUGGCUCAUGCACAGCUUUCCUCUGUGUUGUGGACGAUGACCAUUGGUGCCAGUUUUCACUUCUCGGGAAUUAUCGGUAUCUUCUUCAUAUUUUUCAUGUUCGCUCUCUGGUUCAUUCUUACUGUGUGUAUCUUGGUGGUUAUGGAAGGUACUUCUGCCAUGCUUCAUGCUUUGAGGUUGCACUGGGUCGAAUCCAUGUCUAAAUACUUCGAGGGUGAGGGUAUUGCCUACAAGCCGUACUCGUUUGCGACUGUCUUGCACCCUGACCAGGCCUAA
Messenger RNA from Brettanomyces nanus, 2490 nucleotides. RefSeq lists its product as uncharacterized. The record is from RefSeq and is a predicted model, not a curated record. Gene Ontology annotation, biological process: proton transmembrane transport; vacuolar acidification. The transcript has a single exon. Lineage: Eukaryota; Fungi; Ascomycota; Pichiomycetes; Pichiales; Pichiaceae. Gene Ontology annotation, molecular function: proton-transporting ATPase activity, rotational mechanism; ATPase binding. The coding region runs from base 1 to 2490 and encodes 829 amino acids. Gene Ontology annotation, cellular component: vacuolar proton-transporting V-type ATPase, V0 domain; fungal-type vacuole membrane; vacuolar proton-transporting V-type ATPase complex.